GCACUGAGGUCAAAGCUCUUACAAGACCACCAUCACUAAAGUUGCAGAGUGCAUUAUUUGGAUUUAUUAGCGGAUUCAGCCGAUUCCUGUUCUCAUCAUGACUGGUGUUGUAGACCCCGCUUUUAAAGGAGUUGGACAAAAACCUGGUUUGAAGAUAUGGAGAAUUGAGAAGAUGAAUGUUGUAAGCUGGCCUGAAAAAGACUAUGGCUAUUUUUUUGAGGGAGAUUCGUACAUUGUUUUGCAUACCAAGAAGGAGAAAGGUGGUCAAUUAAGUUGGAGUAUUCACUUCUGGCUCGGAAAAGAUACAUCACAGGAUGAAGCUGGUGUUUGUGCCAUCAAAACAGUUGAAUUAGAUGAUGCCUUGGGAGGAGGACCUGUGCAGUGCAGAGAAGUCCAAGCUCAUGAAUCUCAACAAUUUCUAUCGUAUUUCAAAGAUGGUAUCAUGUACAAACCAGGUGGUAUGGCUACUGGAUUCAAACAUGUUGACCGCGAUUUCCAUGAAAAUAGAAUGUUGAAAGUGAAAGGUAAACGAACACCAAGGAUUAGUGAAGUUCCCAUUGGUUGGAAAUCGCUCAAUAAAGGAGAUGUCUUCAUCCUGGAUCUUGGUACUAGAAUUAUCCAGUGGAACGGAAGUCAAGCAAAUUAUUCAGAGAAAUUGAAGGGCACACAGACAUGUCAGCGUAUCCGUGACAGUGAGCGUGGUGGACGGGCACAGAUUGUUGUAAUUGAAGAAAAUGAUCGUCGCUAUGAGCACGACUUUCUGGAGGUUAUGGGAGAGAGAACACCAAUUGCUGACGCUGGUGCUGGUGAUGAUGACAGUGCUUUUGAACGUAAUGUGCAAGCUCAAACCAAAAUGUACAAAGUAUCUGAUCAGAGUGGAUCGCUAGUGCUGACAGAGAUUGCAACUAGACCCUUAUCACAGUCAAAUCUAGAAAGUAAUGAUUGCUUCAUCAUUGAUCAGGGUGCAGCUGGAGUCUGGGUGUGGAAAGGAAAACAAGCCACUAAAGCUGAAAAAGAUAGGGCUUUUGAGAACGCCAUGAACUUUAUCACUGCUAAAAAGUACCCCAAACAUACCAAGUGCACAGCUGUGAUUGAAAAUGCAGAGCCAGCCUCUUUCAAAGGUUUAUUCAAAAACUGGAGAGACAAGGGAGCAACUACUGGUUUGGGAAAAACUCACACCAGAGGAAAAAUUGCUGAUUCUAACACCGUACAGACCAAGUUUGAUGCAGCAACACUACAUGCUGACCCACAGAGAGCAGCACAAAGUAAAAUGGUGGAUGAUGGAACAGGCAAUAAAGAGAUUUGGCGUAUUGAUAACUUUGACAAAGUGCCACUUGAGAAGAAUCUGUAUGGCCAGUUCUUUGGUGGAGAUUGUUAUGUUAUCAAGUAUACCUACCUUGUCAACAAUAAAGAGAACUAUAUCAUCUACUAUUGGCAGGGUUUGGAUUCCACUGCUGAUGAGAAAGGAACUUCUGCUCUCAUGGCGGUUCAACUAGAUGAUGAAGUAAACGGUGCUGCUGUACAGGUUCGUGUUGCGAUGGGUAAAGAGCCUCCCCACUUGUUGGCGAUCUUUGGGGGUACACUGAUCAUUCAUAAGGGAGGCAAGGCAAGUUCAUUCACUAAUACUAGUCAGAAAGACAAGUCAUACCAGGGAGGUGUCAGAAUGUUCCAAGUACGUGGUACCAGUGAACUGUGUACUAAAGCCUACGAGGUGGAUCCUGUGGCUGCCUCAUUGAAUUCCAAUGAUGUGUUUGUAGCUCAGACACCAAAAAAUAUCUAUUUGUGGUGUGGAAAGGGAUGCAGUGGUGACGAAAGAGAACUUGCUAAACAGAUCACUAAAGCUGUUUCAUCUCGUGAGCACACUACUGUACCAGAAGGACAAGAGCCAACUGAAUUCUGGACUGCACUAGGAGGAAAAGCCCCCUAUGCUUCUACUGCAAGAAUGCAGGAGUCUGAUACUGAUCGCCCACCUCGUCUAUUCCAAUGUUCCAACGCAUCUGGUGGCUUCCGUGUUGAAGAGGUUUUUGAUUUUACCCAAGAAGAUCUGAUUGAAGAUGAUGUCAUGCUUUUGGAUACCUGGGAUGAAAUAUUCAUCUGGGUUGGAAAAGGUGCCAAUGAUACAGAGAAAAAAGAAUCUGUCAACACAGCAAGAGAAUACAUUUCAACUGAUCCCAGCGGACGUGAUAGUGACACACCCCUCAUUUGUGUGAAGCAAGGCUUUGAACCACCAACAUUUACUGGUUGGUUCAUGGCAUGGGAUAAUGAUAAGUGGUCUGGAGGAAAAACUUACGAAGAAAUCAAAGCAGAACUUGGUGAACAAAAUGCUGGUGUUACUGUCAUUACUUCGGAUAUGAAGACUGGUCCAUCAGGUGGCGGUGCUGGUGCUGGAGAUCCCGCUAACUAUAAAAAAUAUUCAUUAGAAGAGCUUCAACAAGAGGAAUUACCACUAGGUGUUGAUGCAACCAAGAAAGAAUAUUAUUUAUCAGAAGAAGAUUUCAAGAGACUAUUUGGUUGUGAUUUUUCCACCUACAACGGCAAGCCAAACUGGAAGAAAAAUGAUAUGAAGAAAAAAGCAGGACUUUUUUAAAAUCUUGUUUGAAAAAAUAGCGUAGAUUAGAAUUCUAGAAUUGAAUUGGUGGAGGAAAAGCUUUGUAGUUAUUACUGCCCGACUACUUCUGAAAUAUUGCAAUUGAAGGGACAUCCAAUAAAAUAAGUCAUGUGAUCAUUUGUUGUCCAAUCAGAUGAUGAGAGAUUAUGUUUCAAACAUUUAUUUUAGAAGACUGGACAAAAAAACUAAACCAAAUUUUGUGAAUAUGAUAGGAGUGAAUAUAAUUAUCGUAUGAUUUUGCUAACUUUUAAUACAAGCAAUAAAUGAAUCUGCAUAUUCAUUUCUGUCAAAAUACACUUAGAAUUAGUUUGAUUUGAGAUAUUUUGAUAUGCAUCUGUGAACAAAUCUCAUCAAUAUUUACUAUAAACAUUUUUACCUGCUAUAUUAUAAUAAUAAUAUAAAACCUAUUUGCCUUGAAAUAGAUAAAUAUAUUUAUCAAGAAUUUGAGGGGGGGCUUAUGUUUCUGCAAAGGCAUAAACAUUUAAAUUGUUGAUUUUGACACCAUCUCUGCUCUCAAUUAUCAUUUGAUGUUGACAUGUAUACUUUCAUGUAAUGGAGUUGGUCUUCGACCUUUCACCUGCUAUACAGGUUCAUUCCAUUUGACCUCUGUCAAUUUUUGACCCACUUCCUUUUCAUGCUUCAUUGGAUGCUAGGUGAAGAGCAACCGAGAAAUAUGCUCCGACCUUUCACCUACUCUAAAUGUUCAUUCCAUUUGACCUCAGAACAUCAAGUUUUUGACCUACUUCCCAUUCAUUCAUGAUUGGAUUUGAGGUGAAUAGCAACUAAGAGAUGUGCACUUUCUCGUGUAGUAAAAGUGAAUUCCAUUUGACCUCAGAUGUGCAAAAGAGUAAUCAAAGGAUAUGCUCAUUGACCUUUCACCUACGUUGUAUAAGUGUUCAUUGGGAGCAGUUUUCGUUGUACUUACGCAGGAUAGAAUUUUUUUAAUAUUUUUUUUACAAGUCAUACAGCUAUGUAGUCAAUUACAUUUUCUUAAAUCACCAUGGUAUGAUUACGACUUUUUAUUUAGGCUAAAUCAUAAUGAUUUAGUGUAAUUCAACGUAUAAUUGCCGCCCAUUCUUGUUUUCACUCGUUUGUUUUAUCUUCUUGGGUAUUAAAUAAAAAUAUAAAGAAUACAAAUACAACAUAAAUACCACAUGGCUUGUAGGUACAUUACUAUCCAUUUUCAUUUGUCAAUGACCAUUAAAGGUUGGAAAGACUGCUUGAAAAGCAUACUUUCACAUCCUCUAUGAAAGAUGCUUUAUUUAAUCAUUAUCUGCGAAAAUGCUUGCAAUGAAAAAAAUGAUUUGAAUUUUUAUGUAAUUCUUGGCUGAAAUCUAAACUGCAUCAGAGAAACAAGUGAUAUAUUUUGUGUGAAGAAGCUUGAAUAUAUUGGAUAAUUGUUUCUUGAAAACCUUCAUUUGGUUUUUAUGGAGGAUCAGUUGAAGCACCACACUCCGUAUGAAGUUAUAAUCAUUUAAAAAUGCACAACAUGACGAGCAACUCAUUUUAUGGAGCAAAAUGGAACUGGAUGUUUUGUAUUGUAAUGUUACCUGCAAUUUUAUCAUAGUACAACAAAACCAGAUGUGUCAAGUAACUCUGAUUAUGGAUAGUAUAGAACGUGCAUCAAGUUAUUUAGACAUUGUGCAUCUUGUAUUAAAUAUUGCAUAUUAGGAAAUGUAUACAUGUUUGCAUACCAAGCAACAUAUAAAAAAUUGACAUGCAAUUUUACCAUUAUAUGCCAUCUUGUAUCGUACAAAAACAUUUUAACAUAGUACAACAAAGCCAGUGUCAAGUAACCACGAUUAUAGAUCUAAUUAUUGUAGAAUAUGCAUCAUAAAUUUAAUUAUCAUGGAGCCUUUCGAAUGAAAAACAAACUGCAUGCAAUCAUAAAUUUUUAUAGAAUUAAUAAUAUAGACAAGUUAAUGUAUUGAAAAAAUGUGGAAUACAUUUGGUAUAGAUUUAAUAUAGAAAUUGGGAAAUAAAGUCACACUUUCAAAUUGAA
Saccoglossus kowalevskii is the source of this 4610-nucleotide messenger RNA. RefSeq names its product advillin-like. Gene Ontology annotation, biological process: cytoskeleton organization; barbed-end actin filament capping; actin polymerization or depolymerization. Gene Ontology annotation, cellular component: actin cytoskeleton; cytoplasm. Gene Ontology annotation, molecular function: actin filament binding; phosphatidylinositol-4,5-bisphosphate binding. The record is from RefSeq and is a predicted model, not a curated record. NCBI's taxonomy places the organism in Eukaryota, Metazoa, Hemichordata, Enteropneusta, Harrimaniidae.